Molecule: messenger RNA, 800 nt
Organism: Octodon degus (degu)
Lineage: Eukaryota; Metazoa; Chordata; Mammalia; Rodentia; Octodontidae
Product: galectin-9B-like
Exons: 6
Coding region: 118-600 (160 amino acids)
Biological process (GO): positive regulation of gene expression; negative regulation of CD4-positive, alpha-beta T cell proliferation; negative regulation of type II interferon production
Cellular component (GO): nucleus; cytosol
Molecular function (GO): galactoside binding; carbohydrate binding
Source: RefSeq, a predicted model, not a curated record
UCCCUGUUGAGCACCAGCCAAAUUGCCCUGGCAUUUGUUUCCAUGAAAAGUCCAUCUCCGUGUGGUGAUGGCUCAGUUGCUGUGAAAAGCAACAGCUGACACAGAGGCUGUGGAAAGAUGGGCAUCUCCCAAAGCCAGCCUGCCCAGGAACCUGAACCUGAACCCGAAACUAAGGAAUCUGAAGCAAAAGUCACAUUUUAUCCAAUUCCUUUCUUCACCUCAAUCCCGGGUGGGCUGCAGCCAUCCAGGGUGGUCAUCAUAUCCUGCACUCUGCUACCCAAUGCUGAGAGGUUCCAUAUCAACCUGUGCGCUGGGACAAACAUCGCCUUUCACCAGAACCCUCGACUCAGUGAAAAGACUGUGGUCCGAAACUCUAAGAUCAAGGGUGCCUGGGGGUCAGUGGAGAAAAGCCUGCCUGUCAGGAUGCCCUUCAUCGCAGGCCACAGCUUCAAGGUGGCGAUCAUAUGCAAAGCUCAGUGCUACAGGGUGACUGUGAAUGGUCAGCACCUGCUGGUAUACGCCCACCGCCUGAAGGACCUGCGGACCAUCAGUCACCUGGAAGUAGACGGCGAUAUUGUGCUUGCUGAUGUACAGGUCUAGAUGGGCUCAAGAGCUCAGUGAAGGGCUGGGGACAUGGCUCUCUGUGCCUCCUGCCUGUUCUCUGCCCUUCUCAGUGUCAGCUUCUUUUUUUCUACGUGUGGUACCAGGGAUUUAACUCUGGACCUUGCAUUUUCCAGGCACAUGCUCAUGAGCCUUCCAUGCAACAGCCCAGGCCCAUACUGCAUAAGUCCCUCAAACAC